CGUGACCAGCAACACGGAAGUGAAGGCCGGGAGUAAACAUGGCUCCCACUUGGUUGUGUGUCUUCAGUUGAAAGAAAAGCCCGUCACGUCACGUCACGUCACGUGGUCACAUCCCACGCGGUGUGAGGGGACCAGCUGGUCGAAAGUCGCACCAACUAAGAAGAGAAAAUGCCGCGUCUGGGGACGCUGUGCAGGUGUCUCCUGAUCUGCGUCACACUGUUCAGCGGCGCGGUUACAUCCUCCCGGAGAGCCAACGUGGUGCUCAUCCUCACAGACGACCUGGACUCCUCCAUGGGCGGCCUGAGUCCACUCAACAAGACCAAAAAACUGAUCGGUGAUGCGGGCAUCUCCUUCACAAACGCAUUUGUCGCCAGUCCGCUGUGCUGCCCCAGUCGAGCCAGCAUCCUGACGGGCAAAUAUCCCCACAACCACCACGUCACCAACAACACCCUGGAGGGGAACUGCAGCAGCAAGGCUUGGCAGAAGAGCGAGGAGGCCAACACUUUCCCCGCUUUGCUCAACAACCUGGCCGGCUACCAGACCUUCUUUGCCGGGAAGUACCUCAACCAGUACGGCCACUCUGAAGCUGGCGGAGUGGAGCAUGUUCCUCCCGGCUGGAACUACUGGGUCGGACUGGAGAAGAAUUCCAAAUACUACAACUACACUCUGUCAGUGAACGGGAAGACGGAGAAACACGGAGCGGACUACGACAAAGAUUACCUGACGGAUGUCUUGGCCAACAUGUCCCUCAACUUCCUCCAAUACAAGUCCAGCUACAAGCCCUUCUUCAUGAUGGUGUCCACGCCGGCGCCCCACUCGCCCUGGACGGCGGCCCCUCAGUACCAGGGCCGCUUCAACAACACCCGGGCGCCCAGAGACCCCAACUUCAACAUCCACGGCAAGGACAAGCACUGGCUGAUCCGGCAGGCCAAGACGCCCAUGACCAACUCCUCCAUCAACUUCCUGGAUGAUGCCUUCAGGAGAAGGUGGCAGACUCUGCUGUCCGUGGAUGACUUGGUGGAGAAGGUGGUGAAGGGCUUGGAGGCGAGAGGAGAACUGGACAACACCUAUGUCUUCUUCACCUCAGACAACGGCUACCACACAGGUCAGUUCUCCCUCCCCGUGGACAAGAGGCAGCUGUAUGAGUUUGAUAUCCGGGUGCCUCUGAUGGUGCGAGGACCAAACAUCAAGGCCAAGCAGACCAGUCAGUUCCUGGUGGCCAACGUGGACCUGGGUCCAACCAUCCUGGACAUAGCAGGACUCAAUGUCAGCAAGACUCACAUGGAUGGUCUGUCCUUCCUGCCUGUCAUGGAGGGGAAAAUGAACGCGAGCGCUUGGAGGUCAGACCUGCUGGUGGAGUACGAAGGAGAAGGGAAGAACGUUUCAGAUCCCGCCUGCCCCCUCCUGGGACCUGGUGUGUCGGAAUGUUUCCCAGACUGCGUGUGUGAGGACUCCUACAACAACACUUACGCCUGCGUGCGCACCGUCGCCCCCUCUGCCGACCUGCAGUACUGCGAGUUUGACGACAACGAGGUGUUUGUGGAGGUCUACAACUUGACCUCCGACCCCUUCCAGCUGAGCAACAUCGCCAAGAGCAUCGACCAGGACGUCCUGGAGAAGAUGAACCAUCGCCUCAUGAUGCUGCAGUCCUGCUCGGGACAGUCCUGCCGCACGCCGGGCGUGUACGACCCUCGGUACAGGUUUGAUCCCCGUGAGAUGUUCUCUGGCCACAAACAGAAGCCACAGAAGAUGAAGUAACGUGAAAGGUCGGGAGUGCCGAGAGGACGCCAUGGCGGGCGCUAAAAGAGGAGCUUUACACAAUUUACGAGUUAAAUGUGGUCCCUCUUCCAUGCUUGGAUAUUUACUACACGCACACGAGCAACUGUUGAAUGUUCAUACACAGCUGCUGACUUUGUUACUUUGGAGCUCCGAAACAUAAACAAAAUGUCUUUUACUGCUGAUUUAGUGACGUUUUAGUGACGACUGAAUUUGUGUUCUUCUUCUUAAUGAGGCACUUUUCCCUUCUUCUUUGCUGUUUUGUGCAAAGUAAAGAUAUUUUAACUGCG
Molecule: messenger RNA, 2066 nt
Organism: Nerophis ophidion (straightnose pipefish)
Lineage: Eukaryota; Metazoa; Chordata; Actinopteri; Syngnathiformes; Syngnathidae
Gene: gnsa
Product: glucosamine (N-acetyl)-6-sulfatase a
Exons: 14
Coding region: 169-1758 (529 amino acids)
Biological process (GO): glycosaminoglycan metabolic process
Molecular function (GO): glycosaminoglycan binding; N-acetylglucosamine-6-sulfatase activity
Source: RefSeq, a predicted model, not a curated record